AUGGAGCUGAACCUGAAGAGCAGACCUGGACUUGUCCUGCUGGGGUGCUUCCUGUCCACCUGUCUAUGGUCCUUCUGUUGGGCUGAGAGAGUGUGCACGGUUCCUCCUGGCCCUGUGUCGGUGGCUGAGAAUAACACGGCUGACGUGGAGGUGGUGAGGAUCAGCUCCAUCGAUGAUGUGACUCUGAGCGUGUCAGUGAACCCUGAGGAUCUGUUCUACCUGAGAGGAAAUGCUCUGAUGGUGAAGAAAGGACUCGACUAUGAGUCCCUUUCCAGUUCAGCUCUGGUGGUCUGGGUUCAGUGCAGUAGAUCCGGAUCCAGCUUUGUGAACGAGUCUGUGGAGGUUUUAGUGGAAAAUGUCAAUGAUAAUCCUCCCAACUUUGCUCAGAAUCACUUUGUUCUGGAGGUGAAUGAGCUGACGGCGGUGAACACUAGCGUGGGACUGAUCGAGGCCACAGACGUGGAUUCUGAGCCGCUCUACUAUCGCUUAGAGUCUGCAACGGAUAAAUAUUUCCGUCUAGAAAACAUCAACUCUCCAAAGAUACUGGUGAAAAGCAUCCUGGACUACGACAUAGUGCAGAAGAUUUCUCUGGUUCUACAUGUGCAGGACACGUUUAACGGGUCAGCAUCUGACCAGCCCUUCUUCACCUCGGUGGCAACCAUCACUGUGCUGGUGAAGGAUGUGGACAACCGGCCGCCGUGGUUUCAGCCAUGUAUGAGGACAAACUUAGGGAUCGCCAAACUGUGCGUGAGCACGGGCUACAGAGGGCGAGUGAACCUGACCGAGAAGGAGGAGGGGCCCCUGGUUCUGGAGCCUGGUCCAGUGUUCGCCAAAGAUGGAGACAAGAACCGGAGCGAACAGAUCAGCUACAGGAUCCUCAGAGGAAAUGAAGGAAAUAUUUUCCAGAUCGACGAGGACACGGGAAACAUCAGCAUGACUAAAGCUGCGGACAUCGUGGGCCCGAUCGUUCUCACUGUGCUGGCGUCUCAGGUGAUCAACAGAGACCAGUUCGCUGUGACCCAGGUGACCUUUGAGGUGAUGAAGAAGAGCAGGAACCCUCCUCGCUUUGAGAAAGAGAGAUAUGAGGGAUUUAUCUACAGCAACUCGGUCCCUGAGAGCAUGAUCCUCCGAGACCGCAGCACCAACAGACCCUUCAGGGUCCGGGCCAGGGACGAGGACUUCGCCGGGGGUCUGAACCCGGACAUGAAGUACGAGGUUCAGUACAGCAGCUAUGUCAACGUCACCGCGGACGGCUUCGUGAUCCUGAAGAGAGUCGUGAAGACCGAGUCCUUCGCCCUCCAGCUCCGAGCCGUGGACAUGACCACAGGAGAGUUUGGGACCGCCGCCCUGUCCGUUCAGGUCAUCCCAGCCGUGGCCAUCCCAUCAGACUCAAACAUCGGGUACCGCCCUGGAGACAUGGCGCUCCUCGGGCUGGUCAUGGCGGCUCUGCUGGUGCUCUGCCUCAUCGUGAUUGGCUUUUUAAUUUCCCGCCUGGCGAAGGCAAACGCUGGCAUGGACAAAAUAUGUGAGUGUCUGGCGCCAUGUUUGAAGGUGGAGCGUCCCCGUUCAGGUCACAGAGACUCUCUUCAGUUCACCAACGAUGGCUUCACCGCCGAGGCCGAUCAGAGCCGUGGGGUGGCCCGACGCUGGAACAACGCCGCCCCCCGACGGAGCACCUUCCCCCAGCCCCGGGGCCGGGUCAUCCCCAUGGAGAGACGGAGCCGCCACUGCUCCUCCUGUGGCGUCUACGACAACCACGUCCCUGCCAGUAGCCCGUCGGCGAAGGCGUCCAGGAGGGGCAGGGGCGACGGCGACGACUACUCGGCGAGGUCCAAACUCCAAAAGCAGAGGAGGAAGGAAGGGCAGAAGACGGUGUGGUUCAAAGAGAUCGGGGACUCGUCCGACAUUGAGGUGGAGAUCAUCCCCGACACCGUGGGCCGCGUGGAGGAGGAGACGUCAGAGGAGCUAGAGGGGGAGGUGGAGAUGGAGGGCGUGGUCAGAGAUCCCGCCGCCCCACUCAGGGAGACAGAUGGUGGGCCGGAGAGUCCAAGCACAGAAGAGACGGAUGAUGGCGAACCAGGAGACACAAGCUCAGAAACCGAGGAGAGGGCGGAGCAGCAGGAGGGCUGACAUGGUGAGGAGGAGGAGGAGACAAACAUUUCUGUCUCUGAUUGGAGACGUCCAACUGCAGGGGGAGGAGUCAAACAUUUCUGUCUCUGAUUGGAGACGUCCAACUGCAGGGGGAGGAGUCAAACAUUUCUGUCUCUGAUUGGAGACGUCCAACUGCAGGGGGAGGAGUCAAACAUUUCUGUCUCUGAUUGGAGAUGUCCACCUGCAGGGGGAGGAGUCAAACAUUUCUGUCUCUGAUUGGAGACGUCCACCUGCAGGGGGAGGAGUCAAACAUUUCUGUCUCUGAUUGGAGACGUCCAUCUGCAGGGGGAGGAGUCAAACAUUUCUGUCUCUGAUUGGAGACGUCCAUCUGCAGGGGGAGGAGUCAAACAUUUCUGUCCCUUAUUGGAGACGUCCACUUGCAGGGGGGAGGAGUCAAACAUUUCUGUCUCUGAUUGGACAUCCACCUGCAGAGGGGAGGAGUCAAACAUUUCUGUCUCUGAUUGGCGAUGUCCAUCUGCAGGGGGAGGAGUCAAACAUUUCUGUCUCUGAUUGGAGACGUCCUUCUGCAGGGGGGAGGAGUCAAACAUUUCUGUCCCUGAUUGGAGACAUCCACUUGCAGGGGGGAGGAGUCAAACAUUUCUGUCUCUGAUUGGACAUCCACCUGCAGGGGGAGGAGUCAAACAUUUCUGUCUCUGAUUGGAGAUGUCCACCUGUAGGGGGAGGAGUCAAACAUUUCCGUCUCCUAUUGGAGCCUCAGAGAGACCUCCAGGAUUCUAGGACCUUCUCCAGGACCCACCAGAGUGUUUGUACCGGGAUCUCCCAUCUUUAGCUAGACUCCGUCGGUGGUUUAGGAGCGGUCAGACUCGUGAUCUUCAUCAGAGUCUGUUUGACCUUUUCUUUGGUGUUGAUUGGAUAAAAAGUUUGUCAGUCACAUUAAAAUCAGGACGGGUGCUGGGGACUGCUAACUAACCAGGGAUCACAUGAUCAGGGAAUGAUUCAGCACUGGCUGUUCAAUGAUCAGCUGAUGAGGAGUCUCUAUGGACCCGCUAACUCGUGGUUAACCAGCUAUUAGUCUCUCAUUUCUAACCUUAACAGUCUGUUUGAGGUUUCCCAGCGCUCUUGCGCUCUCUCUCAUGGCGUUCCCACUGAGCGGUCCGGUAAAGUUCAGUUCUGUCAGCAGAUAUUUGGACCGGUACCAAGAUAACUGAUCUGUACCCUCCUGGCCUUCUGCUGGGGUACCGAGGGUCUCUAUCUGACCCUAAACACUCUAGGUCGUCAGGGAUUGUGUCUGAGCAUUUGUCUAAUUUCACACAGCCUGGAGUUGAGGUCAGUUUUUGUAGUUUACUCCAAAGUUUUUGGUCAAAUGUUGAAGGCAGAAAUAAAUCAGAGCCCCGUUUCCUAAACUCUGAGUGAAAGGAGCGUCUUUUUAACCUUUACUGAUGGUUCAUAGCGAGGACUCUGGCGUCAUUAAUGCAUCCUUCACUGAUGACAGUAAAACCUUCUAUUUAACCAUACACCCAUCACUAUUUACAUCCUUUACAUUGGGAUGAGUGUUAAAAAUGUUCCCACUACAGGGCGCUGUCCCACACAGACCUCAGGCCACUGCUAAGCCCUUUAACCCCUCCCCCAGACUUUAAAAGUAGACUCAUCAUUCAGCUGUUUAGACUGGAUUCAUCUAUCUACUGCCUGUGACAGGUUUUUAAUAGUUCCUGUUAAAGUCUGAUGAUGGCUUUUGGCUCUCAGACUUUUGCCGUGUGUGUGUGUGUGUGUGUGGGACAGAAUGUUGGGACUCUCUUUAGCCAGUUGAAACCAAGGAGCUGCGACACGAUGAGGCUGUUCUAGGAUGUCAAUGGCAGCUGUGGCUGUGGUCUGAAGUGAGUGCAACUUGAAUCAAGGAUGUGUUACUAAGAUAGAAAAGAGCUCAGAGAACGUUUAGAGCUCAGAGAACAUUAAGAGCUCAGAGAACAUUUAGAGCUCAGAGAACAUUUAGAGCUCAGAGAACAUUAAGAGCUCAGAGAACAUUUAGAGCUCAGAGAACAUUUAGAGCUCAGAGAAUAUUUAGAGCUCAGAGAACAUUUAGAGCUCAGAGAACGUUAAGAGCUCAGAGAACGUUUAGAGAACAUUAAGAGCUCAGAGAACAUUUAGAGCUCAGAGAACAUUUAGAGCUCGGAGAACGUUUAGAGCUCAGACAACAUUUAGAGCUCAGAGAACGUUUAGAGCUCAGAGAACAUUUAGAGCUCAGAGAACAUUUAGAGCUCAGAGAACAUUUAGAGCUCAGAGAACGUUUAGAGCUCGGAGAACGU
Molecule: messenger RNA, 4415 nt
Organism: Cheilinus undulatus (humphead wrasse)
Lineage: Eukaryota; Metazoa; Chordata; Actinopteri; Labriformes; Labridae
Gene: cdhr5a
Product: cadherin-related family member 5a
Exons: 14
Coding region: 1-2130 (709 amino acids)
Biological process (GO): homophilic cell-cell adhesion; multicellular organism development; calcium-dependent cell-cell adhesion
Cellular component (GO): catenin complex; adherens junction; membrane
Molecular function (GO): calcium ion binding; cadherin binding
Source: RefSeq, a predicted model, not a curated record